AUGACACCUUCGGUCACAUCCCAGGCCCUCUCAUCAUCCGAUUCACCCCGACCUGGCUAUGGUGGCUUACCUGGACAGGAGUUGAAUGUUUGCUGGUACCGGCGCUGCGGGAACGACGAUGUCGAUACUAUGCUGGAACUUAGCUCAACAUCCCGAGAACCUCUGCCUUAUCUCACUGGUGUCGUGAAAGAAAGUCUACGUCUCGCCAUGGCUAAUCCAACUCGUUUCCGUCACAUCGUCCCUCCUGGUGGAAUGCAAGUUCCUGGUCUGCCCAACAUCCCAGCUGGUACCAGCGUCGGCACCGGAGCAUUCAUGCUGCAUCAUAAUCCCGAGGCCUUUCCAAACCCACGUGAGUUCAUGCCAUCGCUCUGGCAUAGUCCAUCUCAGGAGAUGUUGCGUGACAGCUUUUACUUCGGAGCCAGGUCACGACAGUGCAUCGCGCGGAAUCUUGCAUCUGCUGGACUUUGGCGGGCCGCUGAGGCUUUGGUACUAAGCGAUGUACUUCGAGGUGCAAUGGUUGUUCAGGACAAAACUGAGAUUGUCGAGUGGUUCAAUGCAAGGAUCGUUGACGAGAAGAUCGAGGUGCAUUGGUGA
Molecule: messenger RNA, 594 nt
Organism: Fusarium odoratissimum NRRL 54006
Lineage: Eukaryota; Fungi; Ascomycota; Sordariomycetes; Hypocreales; Nectriaceae
Exons: 2
Coding region: 1-594 (197 amino acids)
Molecular function (GO): iron ion binding; monooxygenase activity; oxidoreductase activity, acting on paired donors, with incorporation or reduction of molecular oxygen
Source: RefSeq, a predicted model, not a curated record